AUGUAUUACUAUGGAACAAUAUUAUCCAUCAUCCUUGUCACCGCCACCUUUAUUUAUCCACAUGCAUUCAAUAAAAUAAAUAAGCAUUUCUUAAGAUCUAAUUCGUUUUUUUUUUUUUUUUUGUUGUUGUUGUUCUUUUACCUGAAGGUUGAGAAGAAUGAAGAGGCUGACCAGAAAAUUGAGCAGGAUGGUAACAAACCUGAAGACAAGGCACACAAGGCUGCCACAAAAAUCCAGGCCAGUUUCCGUGGGCACAUAAUCCGAAAAAAGCUCAAGGACGGGAAAAAGGAGGAUGGCACAGCAGCCCCUGAAGCAGCGACAGCUGAGGGAGAGAAAAAGAAAGAAGAGGCCACCUCUCCAGCAGCAGAGAGCCAAGCACCUGCUGCAGAUGCAGCAAAAGAGCUGAAAGAAGAGAGCAGCAAAUCCAAAACCGAAGAGGCUGGAAAGGCCGUCAGCACUCCUGCGACUGAUGCAGUUCCUUCUGAACCCAGCAAAGAGGAGGAGAAGCCAGCGGCUGUGACGGACGUUUCAGAAAAGACCAAGGAUGUUGCUGCCCCUGCUGCCUCCGAAGAGAAGAAGGCAGCUGAAAGCGAAAACAGAGAACCUCCCGGUGCCAAGGAGAGUGCAUCUACCACCAAUGCUUCCACUGAAAGUGCCCCAUCGCCGAAUGCUGUCCAAUCAGUGGACAAAGAGGAGCCCAAACAAGCCGAUGUGCCUGCUGCUGAUGUCAGUGAGACAACAACCAAGGCGCAAAGCGAAGAGACUGAGAGCAGCCAAUCACAAGACAAAAACGAUGCUGUAGAUGAAUCCAAAUCUACUGAAAGUGCCCAGGAGGAGGCAGCCAAGGAGGAAGACAGCAAUGCUGCCCAAGAGAAUGCCUGAAAAAAAAUAAAAAAAUAAAAUAGGCCGCUCUUAGCCUUCUGAUUGUGUGGACCGUCCAUUUUUUGUUUGUGUGGCAAAUAUUUUUAAAAAAUUGGCGGGAAAGUUUUGCAGUCAAAAAAAAAAAGCGUGGCUUGUUUUAGGUGUUCUUGGUGUUGUUAUGACAGUUUGAUAUGAUCAAUCAUUUGAAAUUCUUCUUGCACUGUAUAAAAUAAAGCAAAAACAUUUGGGUUAUUUUCUAUGUUCCAGUGCGUGCAAUGUUCAGUUUAAAUAAGAGUUCAAACUGUAAGUGAACAAAUGGUUUCAUUUCAAUGUGAUGGGAAUGAACAUUUUUGUUUGUUUGUUUUCAAAAUAAAGCAAUGUGCCAAUUA
This is a messenger RNA of Polyodon spathula (Mississippi paddlefish), 1250 nucleotides long. RefSeq names its product growth associated protein 43 (gene gap43). Gene Ontology annotation, molecular function: calmodulin binding; lysophosphatidic acid binding; phosphatidylinositol phosphate binding. The coding region runs from base 1 to 882 and encodes 293 amino acids. Gene Ontology annotation, biological process: regulation of growth; tissue regeneration; axon regeneration. Lineage: Eukaryota; Metazoa; Chordata; Actinopteri; Acipenseriformes; Polyodontidae. The record is from RefSeq and is a predicted model, not a curated record. Gene Ontology annotation, cellular component: postsynaptic density; plasma membrane; cytoplasm. The transcript has 3 exons.